Messenger RNA from Seminavis robusta, 1488 nucleotides. The record is from the annotation of a GenBank genome assembly. NCBI's taxonomy places the organism in Eukaryota, Bacillariophyta, Bacillariophyceae, Naviculales, Naviculaceae.
AUGCCAGGGAUCCAUGUGAACAUGGGAUUAUCACCUUGUUACAAACUGAAGGCUACACAUGACACUGCUGAAACGGUUGAGGCAUGCCUUAGCAGUGACGGAGAUAAUCAUGACAACCAAGAAGUCAAAGUGGUGAUUAGUUUGGCGGAAGAAGACAACGAGGAUCACUGGCUUCUUGAAACGGCUCGGCUGUGGGUAGGCGACAACAUUACCAAAGUUUCUUCAAUUCAGCAAACCCCAGGGGAACCCUCACUACUGCUUCAGGCCAAAAGCAUUGCGUCCAAGACAACCCAGUUUACGUUGCCAUUGCUGGAUAAGCUAGACUUCAGUUGUCCUGAUGAAGGACGACUCUUCUGGAUGUCUCUUAACGUCACUGGUACAAAUGAAAACAGCAAUGAAACAAUCCACUGGAAUCUGGUACACCACAAGGACAAUGUUUUCCCACAAACAUCCCAUGUCACAUCAUUUGCACUGAGCUGUCACGCAGUGGAUGUUGCUGAUGAAUUAACUCCACCAGUUCAGCUUCAAUCUCCUUUUUCAAAGACGAACCAGCAGCAUCGCCGCGGUCAAGACAACUGCCCUGCCUUGUAUCCUGCUCCCGAGGAUAUAGUUUUGAGUCUCACCAAACCAUUUAUGAGACGGGCCAACUACACAUUGGGUCUGUCCACACUGGCAAAUCGAGGAGUUUCAGGACCCAUUGAAGACAACAUUGAAGAACAGCGAAAGCUCUGGGAGUUCUUUGAUGGUUGGAGCGAUAUCGACGAUCAAACAGUGGUGGCAAAGCCAUUUGAUAUGGAUGUGUGCUUUGCUGUAUUCUCUUCAGUGCAGGGCAUCAAUCCAUUUGAUCAGUGGCAAAACAUCAAUCCUUUCACCAUUCAAAUCCCUAAUACCAACUGCAUUGUUCGAAGAGGCUUCUGGGCAGCUUACAAAUCAAUUAAAUUCUACACAAAAUUUAGAGCAGCUUUGAACAAGUGCCUGGCCAUUUGCGAUGGGGGAUGCGACAUGAUUUUCGGAGGACACUCUCAAGGUGGAGCCGCGGCUAUCGUGGCGUCCAUUGAUUUGAUUGAGUUAGAUCCCAUUGAGAUCAUUACAUUUGGAAAUCCCCGAGCCAUUGUGAGAAGCCAAAAGUGUACAGCUCCCGAUCCAUCCCGGUACUUUCGAUUCCUCAACACGAACAUUGGCCGUAGAUACGACUAUGCCCCUUUCCAAAUCAACAUCUUCAAUGAACGCCACAUUGGGACUCCCAUGUUGUUGGACGAUGUCAAUUUUCCCUUGUCUUCCCCCUUGGAUGACAAUUCAUGUCGAUUUCCCUGUGACUUGGAUCUUCAUGAACGUGAAAUUUAUUUGGAGCGCGUCACAGCCAUGUUGACAAGAGACUGCUGGCCCAUUCCCGUUGCCCGUUGGACAGCUGGCCAUUACUGUUCCUACGAUGAUGAGUGUCAGUCAUUGCAGUGUCAACAGCGGUCCUGCAGGGAUGGGAUCAGGUGA